Brugia malayi is the source of this 576-nucleotide messenger RNA. RefSeq lists its product as uncharacterized. The transcript has 3 exons. The coding region runs from base 1 to 576 and encodes 191 amino acids. The record is from RefSeq and is a predicted model, not a curated record. Lineage: Eukaryota; Metazoa; Nematoda; Chromadorea; Rhabditida; Onchocercidae.
AUGUGGCAACGAUCUGUACUGUUUUUAUUUUCCGCUAAUAUCCUGCUUUUCACAUUUGAGCUGGGAAUUAAUCAAAUGGAUUUUUGUUGUUCGAGUACUUGUUGUUGCUCACUCUGUACUGCAGAGCAAUGUCAAUUAGCAGAUCAGCCGGGAAAACAAUGCCGGUGUUAUAACACAACCAAUGUAACAUGCUGGAGAUUCAGAAACUCUAUUUAUAAAUCGGAACCCAUUGAAUUACCGGAGAAAAUGCAAAUUUUUUCUGUGUUACCAGAACAACCUGUAAUGGCGCAAGUAGUACCAGUGGGUAGUAUCACGGGAAUGGACAUUGAUCCGUUAUGUUGUGUCGUUGGAAAUUGUCCAGUUUGGAUAAAAUGCAAACAUUCGUUAAAUGUAAGACGGGAUCAAUCAGCAUUGCAAUCAAUGCCAGUGCCACUGUUUAUCGUCGCUUGCAUACUAUUCGUUUUGAUUAUCAUUACAACGAUUGGCCUUUGUAUCGCAGCUAGUUUGUAUAUCAAUGAUUCAUAUAAACAUAAACGACGAAAUUGUAACAUUUACGAUGAAACUGCAAGAUAUUGA